AUGGCCUCCAGCUACGAGAGUGUACCCCUUUCACCAAGAUUUGCAAAAAAGCGACAGCAUACAACUGGAGACAACUCCACCGAUCGCUGCAAAGAGGUUGCUGCAGCUUGUGGCGAUAGCAUACUUGAAAGAACUUUGAUCGGCUCGUACAAAGAUGAAGGCAAUCAACUGUUUGAAGAAGUCCGGCAAUAUCUACAAAUCAGCAGCUGGGAUGACAUUCUUGGAUAUGUUGGAGAAAGCAGUAGCGAUGGCAGUAGCAGUGGCAGUAAAGGAGACGAUGAAGGCGACGACGAUAAUAUCAAUGAAGUCAAGCAACAAAAGAAGCAGAAAACAUACGAAACGAUCACCUUCAGUCUGCGAUCCGUCAUACGUCCUGAAAUCAAUCACACCAACUUUCUGCAAGCACUCCAAGAUGAACAACAAAGAGUCGGUCAAUGUGUGCAUGAACUAAGUCAAAGGGUGCACACAUUGACCGAUCUCAUAGCGACUGGUGCGGUAGCGCAACUGGUCGGCAUUGACAUCGAUCGAGACAUUUUUGAUAUCAGACAUCUUGCCCCAAAGUUUCCGUUUGCGACAAAUGCCACCACAGAAGUCGGCGAAGAAUUUUUGGAACAGGAAGCGCCAUAA
Messenger RNA from Zychaea mexicana, 627 nucleotides. RefSeq lists its product as uncharacterized. The record is from RefSeq and is a predicted model, not a curated record. Lineage: Eukaryota; Fungi; Mucoromycota; Mucoromycetes; Mucorales; Lichtheimiaceae. Bases 1 to 627 code for a protein of 208 amino acids. The transcript is spliced from 3 exons.